Lampris incognitus (smalleye Pacific opah) is the source of this 1928-nucleotide messenger RNA. It is a transcript of the gene ash2l, whose product is annotated as ash2 like, histone lysine methyltransferase complex subunit. Gene Ontology annotation, molecular function: transcription cis-regulatory region binding; protein binding. NCBI's taxonomy places the organism in Eukaryota, Metazoa, Chordata, Actinopteri, Lampriformes, Lampridae. The transcript is spliced from 17 exons. The record is from RefSeq and is a predicted model, not a curated record. The coding region runs from base 27 to 1808 and encodes 593 amino acids. Gene Ontology annotation, cellular component: Set1C/COMPASS complex.
GACGCGCGGUACUUCUCGUUUCAAACAUGGCGUCGGAGGGAGAGACGGCCGCUGCUGCCGUGGCUCAGCCGGAGGCUGGAGAUGGUGAGGUUGCAUUUGGGGAACUGCCAUCAAACAUGGAAACGGAAUCUUCCAACAGGAAAGAGGGGAUGGAUACCGGACAUGAAGGUUCAGAACCCACUGAUGCCCUCACUAGGUUAGGGGAUGAAGAGAGCGGAAGACAACUGGGGGAGGUAGAGCUGCAGUGUGCCCUGUGUAUGAAGUGGUUCACGGCAAACACAUUUGGCAUCGACACUGCGACCUGUCUUCCCUUUAUGACCAACUAUGUGUUCCACUGCAAUGUGUGCCAUCACAGCGGCAACACCUACUUCCUCAGGAAACAAGCAAACCUGAAGGAGAUGUGCCUCACAGCCCUCGCAAACUUAACCUGGCGGUCUAGGACCCAAGAGGAACACCCCAAGACCAUGUUUUCCAAAGACAAGGAUAUCAUCCCAUUUAUUGAUAAGUACUGGGAGUGCAUGACCACCCGUCAGAGACCGGGGAAACUGACUUGGCCCAAUAACAUAGUGAAGACAAUGAGUAAAGAGAGGGAUGUUUUUCUAGUGAAGGAACAUCCUGACCCUGGCAGCAAAGAUCCGGAGGAGGAGUACCCGAAGUUUGGCCUGCUGGACCAGGACCUGGGGAACAUUGGACCCUCAUACGACACACAGAAACAGACGGCCGCUGCUCCUACAGCUGGAGGACUGAACGGUGGAUCUACCUUCGCAGGUGCUUUGGCCCCAGGGCCAGGGAAGGGCAGAGGAGCCAAGCGUAAGCAGCAGCAGCAACAGGAAGGCACAGCGGCAGGAGCAGCAAAGAGAACACGCAGUGACCCUCUUUUCUCUGCCCAACGCCUGCCUCCCCAUGGUUACCCGCUAGAGCACCCCUUCAACAAGGAUGGUUACCGUUACAUCUUGGCAGAACCAGAUCCUCAUGCCCCAGACCCUGAGAAACUAGAACUGGACUGCUGGGCUGGCAAACCCAUACCUGGGGAUCUGUACCGGGCCUGUCUGUAUGAGAGGGUGCUGCUUGCCUUACAUGACAGAGCACCACAGUUAAAGAUCUCUGAUGACCGGCUCACGGUCACAGGGGAGAAGGGCUACUCCAUGGUCCGAGCCUCCCAUGGUGUACGCAAGGGUUCAUGGUACUUCGAGGUCUCUAUUGACGAGAUGCCUCCGGACACUGCAGCCAGGCUAGGCUGGUCCCAACCACUUGGCAACCUACAGGCUCCCCUGGGUUAUGACAAGUUCAGCUACUCGUGGCGCAGUAAGAAAGGCACACGGUUUCACCAGUCUUUUGGAAAGCAGUACUCUUCAGGCUAUGGCCAGGGAGAUACCCUGGGCUUCUUUAUAGAGCUGCCCGAUGGGACAGAGACCGCCAAGGCGCUACCUGAUACAUACAAGGACAAGGCACUAAUUAAGUUCAAGAGCUACCUUUACUUUGAGGAGAAGGACUAUGUGGACAAAGCAGAGAAAAGCCUCAAGAGUGUCAGCCCCAGCAAGAUGAUCUUCUACAAGAAUGGAGUGAGUCACGGCGUGGCUUUUGAAAAUCUCUUCGAGGGCAUUUACUUCCCCGCUAUCUCGCUCUACAAAAGCUGCACGGUAUCUGUUAAUUUUGGGCCACAUUUUAAAUACCCUCCCAAGGACAUUAAGUACCAGCCGAUAAGCGACAUGGGCUGGGGCGCUGUAAUCGAACAUACACUGGCUGAUAUGCUGUACCACGUGGAGACGGAUGUAGACGGGAGACGGAGUCCUCCGUGGGAAGGAUGAACACAAAGCAGUGCCUUGAACUUAUCAGGGACAGCCAGUCAUAACGUCAGCCUAGACCACCUCGUUGUACAUUUUAUGUGUAGUUCAUAAAAUAAAAAUCAAGAUUUGAGUCAAAAGUUA